AGAAACACACACAUGCUGUGAAUAAGCACUGAUUUCAGAGAUGAAGGGAUGGAUCCAAGAAAUAAAACGAAAAAUGAUUCAGGAGAGAAGAUGAGGUGGAGAGAGAGAGUGAAAGAGAGGAGAGAAAAGGAAGGAAAGCAUCAGCCUGUUUUUGCUCUUAUCCCACAGCCGACGCUCCACUGAAUCAUGCCGAUAAGCCGAUCCGUGCUGCUCGUCCUCAGCUGGUGUGUGUGCCUGAGUGUGUGUGUGGAGGACGCUGAGACUCCGGAGCCACACAGAGACUCAUCAUUUCCUGCUGAACCCUCUCCGAGCUCACACAGUCAAAGAGAGGCUUUAACACCGGAGCAUGAGGAGAACCAGGAGCUGAGAUUCUUACACAGAGAGCAGAUUAGAGACAGAAUCUCAGAAAGCACCACGUCUGCACUUUCCCUCCAGCAAAGCAGCAAAAGUCUAAUAUGGGUUUAAAGACUAACACCACAAUCCAUUCCACGGAUUUCCCGAAGUCCCAUCUACAAGAAGUGCUAAAUGGAAAUGUCAGACUCUCUAGGAGAAGAAGGAGCUGGAUCUGGAACCAGUUUUUCGUUAUAGAAGAGUACAGUGGACCGGAACCUGUUCUGCUUGGACGGCUGCGCUCCAGUGUGGAUCAAGGUGAUGGCCGUGUCUUGUAUGUCCUGAGCGGAGAGGGGGCGGGGUCAGUGUUUGUGAUUGAUGGACGAACCGGGAAUAUCCAUGUGACAAAGCCUCUGGACCGCGAGCAGAAGGAUCAGUACAAACUUGUCGCCACGGCGACGGACCAGCGGACAGGCCGUGUGCUUGAGGCCUCGUCCCAAUUCAUCAUCAGAGUGCAGGACAUCAAUGACAACCCACCUGUGUUCAAACACACACACUACAUUGCCAGUGUAUCUGAGAGAGCCAGCGCAGGGACAUCUGUGAUCCAGGUUACAGCGUCAGACGCAGAUGAUCAGUCGUAUGGGAACAGUGCAAAGCUUGUUUACUCUGUCACCCAGGGCCAGCAGUACUUCUCUGUGGACCCACAGUCAGGUGUUGUGCGGACUGCAGUGUCUAAUAUGGAUAGAGAGCAGCAGUCUCAGUAUAUUGUGGUCUUGGAGGCGAGAGAUAUGGCAGGACAUCAGGGAGGUCUCACAGGAACCACCAGCAUCACCGUCCACCUCACUGACAUCAACGACAAUCCUCCACACUUCACCCAACGUGUGUGGAUGUUCUCCGUAUCAGAGUUAACUCUCCCGGGUGAAGUGGGUCGUGUGAGUGCUACAGAUGCUGAUGUUGGUAAAAAUGCUCUCCUGGACUUUACCAUCUCAGAUGGAGAUGGGGGUGAAAUGUUCAACAUCACUGGACUGAACCAAGAGGGUGUGAUUUUCCUCAGACAGGCUUUGGACUUUGAGACCCGUAGCUCGUACACACUCUCGGUGGAGGUGCAGAACCCGAGCGUGGACGUGAGUUUCCUCCGCGGUGGUGUGUUGAAGGACGAGGCGAUGGUGAAGAUCAGCGUCCUGAACGCAGACGAGCCGCCGCUCUUCACUCACAAACACUACACCCUGAACAUCUCAGAGAACUGCAGAGCACCGUGCAGCGUGGGCCGUGUUCACGCCAUCGACCCCGACACGGGACAGAGCACCAACAUAGAGUACUCGAUUGCCCCCGAGUCUGACCACGGGGCAGUUUUUCGUAUCUCCCCCAUCAGUGGUCUCAUCACAGCGGUGAAGGUGUUGGAUCGAGAGCGUGAGCAGUGGCACAACAUCACGGUCACUGCUGCUCAGAGAGACAGCCCCAAUCAGGUUACCAGGGUAGUGGUUGCCAUAGAAACGCUGGAUGUAAAUGACAACCCCCCUGAACUGGAUGGACCGUACGAGACAGCAGUGUGUGACACCGGCACCACCGGACAGGUGGUGCAGGUGAUCCGGGCUGUAGACAGAGAUGAGAUCAGCUCCAGAUCAGCUGUAAUCUUCAGGGUAUCUCCACACAGCAGCCUGUCUCUGAACUUUAGCACCCAGGCAAGAGGAAAUCACACAGCCAAUCUGCUGCUCCUGUCCUCCUUGAAACCCCUCCCUCGUCCCUCCUCUUCUCCUGUACUCUCUGUAAAAGUUCCCGUAAUUCUGCGGGACAGAGGGUCUGAGCUGAGCAGCACGGGGACAGUGACAGUGACACUGUGCCCCUGCCAGAACGGAGGGAUGUGGGUAGAGGAGAGAAGGAGAGGGAUGGAUGGAGGGAGGAGUGGUGAAGGAGAGGUGUUGAUGGCAUGGGAGAGACACAGGGUGUGUUCAUCUCUUCCCACUUCCUCCAUGCUGCUGGGCUUCAGCUCCACUGCCAUGCUGAUCAUCCUGGCCUGCUCCUCCGUCCUCAUGGUAGUGGUCUUGUCUCUCUCCAUGCAGAGGAAGAAGAGUGAUUCUCUCUCUCCAGUGGAAAACGAUGAGAUCAGAGAGAACAUUAUUACAUAUGAUGAUGAAGGUGGAGGAGAGGAAGACACAGCUGCGUUCGACAUCACUGCGCUGAAGAGCGUCCCACAUGCCAUACACACGCGAGGUGCAGGUUCUGUUCCUCUGUAUGGACCUCUGUGCUACAGCAUACACACAGCGAGCAGAACACACAACAUGUUUGGUGUGUGUGGGUCUCGGCUGGACCGAGAUAACCCUCACACACUCCCCAGUGGAUACACCCUAAACGCUGGGCUGUUAGAACCGGGUUCCACGCUCACAGAACUGCCGGAGGAGAGUAAAAGACCUGAUCAGAACCGGGCCAAAGAUUCUGCUAAAAAAAAACAGACAGGAAGUGAUGUCAUCACUCAAGAUCAGGCCCCAUCAUCUCUAAAUGACUUUGCAGAUCCGGUCGGAUCACAUACAGCUCACUUUCACUCUUCCAUCUCCUCAUCUGUCGCUCCGGAUGACAUCACGCAUCCAGACAGCACAGGAAACAGCACAGCUCCAUUUAGAACCAUGGAAGGAACUUUAAUGAGAGCUGGCGGAGAAAUACAUCUGACCGGAACUCCUUUUUUGUACCUAAACCCUGGACAGAACUGUGUUCAGCACCUGGUCAGGCUGCACGUUGAAGGGCGGAGCUUCUUUAGACCUGAUUUAGGGGGUGUGGCUCUCCCUCUGACUCUUAGGGUAGAGGAACUACUACAGCACCAACUUGCCCGUGUGACCUUUGACCCUAUGCAGCCUCCAUACGAUUCACUGCAGAUGUACGAACAUGAGGGGGCGGAGUCAGAGACUGCAUCACUCAGCUCUUUGGAGAGUGAAGGAGAUGAAGGGAUAGAAGGAGAGAACUUAACUGAUUGGGGACCCAAAUUUAACAAGCUGCUGGAGAUCUUCAGAGAGAAGGAACAGGAGAAAGAUGGAGGGAAGAAACAGGAGGAAACGAAGGAGGGACAAAAACAUAGAGAGCAGCAGAAGAGUGCAGAGGAAGUGCACGGAAAACAGGAUAGUGGGAAUAAAGAAGGAUUUCUCUUUAGAGAGAUGAGAGAGUAAAUGAUGAAGAAAAAAGAGUGCCAUUUAACAUGUUGAUCAUAAGAGAUAGAUGGAGGGAAUAAAGAGGAGACAUGAAGGAGUAAGGACUAAGAGGAGGGGAGGAGGUGGUUAGAUAACAAGUAAGGAGCUUGUCGAUGAAAAGCAUUAAAGAUGCAAAGAAGGAGAAAGAGAGAAAAGUAAGAAAGAAGACAAGAGAGAGAGAGAGAGAGAGAGAGAGAGAGAGAGAGAGAAAGUGCAGGGUAGAUCUAGAUAACAUGGGUUUCAUGUAUCAUGAAGGCUGAACGUAAUUGUAGGCAGAGUCUCAGAGAGCUGUCAAUCAGGUGUCCUUAUUAGAAUAUUAGGCCACGCCCACCCAUCCAGCCCGAGUCCAGCUGCUAUUUGAGUGUUUUGUGACUUUUUAUUUUUGUCUCUAACGCUGAACCUUUGUUUUAUACAAACGUGUUAAAUAUUUUACACGUCCUUCCUCCUGCGUGUGAGAGAUCAGACACCGACUGAGGAGCUACAAAACAGCUGAAAUAUUGAUUUGGCCGUGCGAGGUGCAUUGUGUUCAAAAUAAAUCAAUAAAUAAAUAUAGGCCUCAUAAAAAAUACACAGCUCUCACACACACACACACACACACACACACACACACACACACACACACACAGAUGUUACACGUGAGUAGUGAGUGAGUGAGAAAUGAAGUUCGUCCUCCUGAAAGUGUUCAGUCUUCAGUUCUUCUUUCUCACCUUCAGGUAUCUCCAUUUACUUGUUUCUGUGCUGUGAUUAUUAAGCAGCCUAUAAAGAGCUUCAGCUGCCUCAUUGCGAGGAACAGAAGGAGGAACAUGAGUGAGGGAGUGGAAUUCACAUGCUGCUGCACGUCUCUCAGAUCUCUCACUCUGUUAAUAAUGCAUUAUAAACAUCUCCCUAUCACUUCAUACAUACCCCCUUUUCCUUCAUCGCACCGUGAGUGAUCCUGUACAAACGUGUAGAAAUGAUUGCACUUUAUAACACAAGUGUAUGACAUCAUCAUGCCCCUCCCCAAUACACCAAGCCCCGCCCACCACAUAACAUCUAAUAUCAGUAUGUAUAGACGCAUACCGUAAACAAUACGGUUAUAAUGCACGCUAUCGUUUCUAUAGUAACAGCUCAUUCACAGGGAUCUGUACAGAAAACACUGAUGGAAGGAGUCUCCAGUGUCAGUGUUUUUAACUUAGAGAUAAAAACAGAAAGAAUGAAAGAGAAGAAAUAGAGAGAGGAUGGAGAGGGUGGUGAGGGAACGAGUGUUUAUAGCUGCAAUAAUGUAAACAACAACACAAACUUGUUUUACUGGCCAUUACUGUACCUAUAAAUGGAUAAUAAUAAAAACUGUAAUUGUU
Messenger RNA from Silurus meridionalis, 4843 nucleotides. It is a transcript of the gene cdh24a, whose product is annotated as cadherin-11. Gene Ontology annotation, molecular function: calcium ion binding; cadherin binding. Gene Ontology annotation, biological process: adherens junction organization; homophilic cell-cell adhesion; cell-cell junction assembly. The record is from RefSeq and is a predicted model, not a curated record. Lineage: Eukaryota; Metazoa; Chordata; Actinopteri; Siluriformes; Siluridae. Gene Ontology annotation, cellular component: catenin complex; adherens junction; plasma membrane.